Tarenaya hassleriana is the source of this 817-nucleotide messenger RNA. RefSeq lists its product as uncharacterized. The record is from RefSeq and is a predicted model, not a curated record. The transcript has a single exon. The coding region runs from base 75 to 509 and encodes 144 amino acids. Gene Ontology annotation, biological process: cytokinin biosynthetic process. NCBI's taxonomy places the organism in Eukaryota, Viridiplantae, Streptophyta, Magnoliopsida, Brassicales, Cleomaceae.
CUCUCUCUUCUCUUCCUAUUUUUUUCCUCCCUCUCUACACAAAACAAAAUUAGGGUUCUUGAGCUAAAAAUUCGAUGGAGAAAGAAGAAUGCAGAAGCAAUGAAUCCGGGUGGACCAUGUACAUCUCUUCGCCGAUGGAAGAAGACGAUGAAGAGGUAGUGGAUGAAAACUAUUAUGAUGAAGGGCAUUAUGUUUACAGAGAAUGUCGGAAAGGCCAUAAAGAAGACGAAAACAACAAAGAUAGCGAUGAUUCGAUGGCCUCGGAUGCUUCUUCGGGCCCGAGUUAUCAACAUUAUAACCAAAAACGAAACUCGGAGACUCAUCCAAAGAUCAAUAGAGGAAGGAGAAGAGAAGGUUUUGUCUCAAGGAGUGGAAAAGGUGAUAGUGUGGGUAAAUGUUAUGAUGAAGAUGAUAGUUAUGGGCGUAACGAUAAUAGCAGUAACUACAAAGGGAAGAAAAAAGAGAAGAAGAACGGCGAAAAUAAUAAGACUAGGCACAGAAUGAAAUAAAUAUAAAUCAAAUUUAAGUUGUAUAUUUUGGGACGUGAUUAGGGCUUAUGUUUUGGGGUUAUUUUAUGCCUCUAACAUAAGAUGAUUCGUUAUCUUCUUUUGAAUUUUGCUUCUUCUUUGUUUUGUGUGCUUUUGCUCAUUAUCUUGAGGGAAUGAUUUGUGUAAGGUUUUAUGUCUUUUUUUUUUACCUUUUAUUUUAAAAGGAAUAUAGAGGGGGAGAGGGGGGGGACUAUGGAAUUUGUUAAUAAUAAUUACCCUAUAUACGUUCGUAAGUUUGUAAAACACUAUUUGAUUUCCUUUCCGCUUGA